This is a messenger RNA of Esox lucius (northern pike), 2431 nucleotides long. It is a transcript of the gene paqr5b, whose product is annotated as progestin and adipoQ receptor family member Vb. Gene Ontology annotation, molecular function: signaling receptor activity. The coding region runs from base 559 to 1644 and encodes 361 amino acids. Gene Ontology annotation, cellular component: membrane. The record is from RefSeq and is a predicted model, not a curated record. The transcript is spliced from 8 exons. NCBI's taxonomy places the organism in Eukaryota, Metazoa, Chordata, Actinopteri, Esociformes, Esocidae.
AUUAGUUGUCACGUUUUGUUAAGUCCUAACUUGCCCUGCUGCUGGUUGACAACAAUGUAUUAUGUAACUGUGUCCAGAAUACUCCAAACCUGCUUGACUUGCUGUUCUGUGUUCUCCCACAUUCUCGGUUGUUAGGCUGACGCCUAUCAGCCGUGACAAGAGCUGUUCUUCAUUCGGAGUACAACAGUACAACAAGUAAAAACAACAAACGUUCUUACUAAAAACACGGGUUAUUUCAUUACACGUGUAUGCAAGUAAUGUAUCCAAGCAUUUCUGGCUGUGUGUGAUAAUCGCACAUCCACUAAGACCUUUUGUCUUAGGGGGAUACUGGAAGGUGUGUGCACAGCAUGACAACAUGCAAAGAGAGAGGGAGUGGGAGGGAGGAAGGGAGAGAGAGAGAGAGAAAGGAGAUUGGCACAGGUGUACUAUAUAUUCUGGAUGGGUGGUGGUGAGGAGUCAGAGGGAGGGAGGAACCAACCUUAAAGGAAAGACACUCCCUCGUUUUGACUUCAGUUAUACACAGCGAGUCAAGUCAACAUCACUGCGCUCUCAGACAACAUGCUUAGCCUGAUCAAGCUACCCAGAGUCUUUACCAUCAACCAAGUGCCGAAAGUGUUCCAUGAGGACGGCAUCAUCUCGGGCUACCGCCACCCUUGCAGCUCAGCCACUGACUGCAUCAUCAGCCUCUUCCAGCUGACCAAUGAGACGGUCAACAUCUGGACUCAUUUCCUGCCCACAUGGUACUUCUUAUGGAAGCUACUGACGGUGAUUCUGACACGGGACGUGUGGCAUGACUCCUUCACCUGGCCCCUGGUGGUGUUCCUGGUGUCGUGCUGCAUCUACCCGCUGGCCUCCAGCUGCGCCCACACCUUCAGCACCAUGUCCACGAGGGCACGCCACAUCUGCUUCUUCUUCGACUAUGGAGCACUGAGUCUCUACAGCCUUGGGUCAGCAAUUACAUAUUCUGCCUAUGUGAUUCCUGAUAACUGGGUGAAUAGCUUGUUCCACCAGUACUACGUCCCUGUUGCCGUGGCAAACACCAUCAUCUGCACUGCCUUAGCGUGCUACUCCAGGCUUGGUUUUCCAUUUCUCCAGUAUAAUCGUAACACCAUUAUAAGAUUCCCAGAGUAUCAAUUCCCGAAGUUUGCCAAAUUUCUUCGCAUUGUGGCUUUUGCUUACCCCUACCUGUUUGAUAACAUUCCUCUCUUUUAUAGGGUGUUCUUAUGUGUGGGUGAUGGCUGCACUGACAACAACGCCAAUGUCCUCCACCACACCCACAUCGCCCUGGCCUUCCUCACUGCGUUCCUCUAUACCACACACCUACCAGAGCGCCUGGCACCCGGCAGCUUUGACUACAUAGGCCACAGCCACCAACUGUUCCACGUGUGUGGUAUAAUCAGCACACAUUUCCAGAUGGAGGCAGUCGAGCAGGACAUGGUGACGCGGCGCCAGUGGCUCCUUACGCACUCUUCACCCGUCGCCUUUGCCGACACGCUCGGGGCUGCCAUGCUGUGUGUCGCCCUCAGCCUCGGCAUCAUCUUCCUCUUCAGUCUUCCUCUGGUCUGGUCGGGAAACCAGGGGAAGAUACACGGCGACAAGAGCCCACAGUCACGGGCAGCCGCCAAGGGCUGCUGGGGCCACUAGCGCCGUCCGUUAACCACAUGCUAAUGAAGGUUGAAUGUAUGUGGAUGUAAAGCCGGACUCCGGUGAGCGUUAAGAGGUGAUGUUAGCCACCUUGGCUUCUUAGUGGCAGACAGAGGGACAGUAGUGAAAUGAUGAAAGACGAUACCAAGCCGAAGAGGCAAUGGGAUGUUCUUCACACAGAUUAUUGAGGAGCGUGUUGUUAGCAGAACAAGAUCUCCAGAUUUUCUACGGUGAUGGACAACUGAGAGUUUUGGUGCUGUACCUCCGGUCUUCUACGUGCGUAAUUCUUACUUCGGUUUCUUUGGUUUCUCAAGGCAUUCAAGAGCCUGCUGAGGGUGGAGCAGUGCUGAGAAAUCACAAACUUUAGUAUUACGAAUAAUUUUACAUGAAGGGGAAUACUCGAUAUUCUGUACAUUCCUUUUUCUUUCUAUUUCAAAAAAAAUAUUUUUGUACUAUAUAAGGGUAUUGAUAAUUUUUAUCUACACAAACUAUAUAUCACAAAUAUACUACAUGUUUGUAUCACUGUUAUUUGUUCAAAUGUUCUGCACAGCAACUACAGUAAAGGACGUUAGAGGGUUUUGGGGUCCAACAAAAUUAAUGUACCCCACUCACCAAGAUCAGCACUGAGGGAUGUAAGUACCUGAUUGUGUAUGAAUGAAUAUUCUGUAUGAUGGUCUUGUAUUUAAAUGUAUUUUUAAAGAAAAGUUAAUUUUUUUAAAGAAUUAUAUUGUACUAUGUAAGUUAAUGUUCCUGUUAUGAUGAAAGUAUUUAAGAACAAUGCCAUUUA